This is a messenger RNA of Neopsephotus bourkii (Bourke's parrot), 4461 nucleotides long. RefSeq names its product C1q and TNF related 12 (gene C1QTNF12). Gene Ontology annotation, biological process: positive regulation of D-glucose import across plasma membrane; positive regulation of insulin receptor signaling pathway; negative regulation of gluconeogenesis. The transcript is spliced from 9 exons. Lineage: Eukaryota; Metazoa; Chordata; Aves; Psittaciformes; Psittacidae. Gene Ontology annotation, molecular function: hormone activity. The record is from RefSeq and is a predicted model, not a curated record. Bases 1347 to 2309 code for a protein of 320 amino acids.
GGGGUUUCUGUUAUGUUUAAUAAGGAGCCCACCCUUCUGUAAAGGAAUCAGCACCCACUGAGCCAGCAUCUGACGAGAGUGGGGGGAGAUGUAUAGGACACAGCUAAGGAGGGUGUAAAGCAGGAGUAGUGAUGUGGCCGUGUGUGGGGCGAUGCUGAGUGCAUGUUCCAAGCCACGUAUUUUUAGCUCUACCACACGCUCACGUAGGGUUUUACAAACUUCCCAGAAAAAUGGUGAUUUCCCUGCGAUACUGAAGGGGAGUUGAUGGAAACUCAUUCAGGAAAGGAGUACUUCUCUGCUGAGGUAAAGCAAAAGCUGAGGAGGGUUUUGCCAGUGUGCAGCAGGGAGAAGGAGCAGCGAGGACAACUAGAUGCGAUCUACAAUGAGAGGUACCUGAAACCUUCCCUGGUGUGAGGGGAGAUGGAGAUGAGAAAGACCCAAGAUUCUACAUCCUGACAGCUGCCUGUGGCAUCGGGACUUGCUGCUCAUUAAAGAAAAGUGAGGAUAAACUCAGCUAAAGAGGCAGAGAAGCUUGACUUGGGAAAACUUUACCUGUUCCUCAUGGACCUGGGUACAUCCCCAGAUUCUUUGCUUCUCCCUGUUUUAAUGAUACAAGACAUUUGUUUUCCCUUUAGAAGGCUGAGCGCUUGGCUGUGAUGCUUUCAGCCUCCUCAGGAGAGCAGUGGCUGUAGCAACCUUGGAUUACAGUUCCUCAGCAUCUUAGAAGGAAAGGAUGAGGACUUGUCACUGAGGAAAGGGAAGUACCGCUCAGGAGAGAAUGGACAGAACAACUGCAACCCUGCUUUGAGCUGAACACAGUGCUUCAAAUGAUAGCAAGUGAAGUCUCCUGUUGAAGAGCAACAACCUAACAACCCCCCUAAUGAGUCUGUGUUGUCAGCUCCGGCCUGACCAACUCUUGCCCUGAGCAAUUUGACUUCUCUGGGUUUCAUAGUUGAGUGCGUUUUAAACGAGUCUGAAGACUUAUUGGGGGCGAGGGGGGAGCGCCACUGCAAGGUGGGUGGCAGGACUUUCCAGGGCCUCUCGUAUUUAUGUAAGCCUCGGGAGGCUGAAUGGACUUACCUCUUGCUUCGAGUGAAUCCAGAUUUCCCAAACAAGUUUAUCUAUACCAUUUCCAUGUGUCCUGCUUGAGCAGAGAUCGCUCCAGCAACCAGCGCAUCCGGGCGUGCUGCUCCUUUGACACUGCAGAGCCCGGAGGAUCAUCUUUAAUACUCCUGACCCUUUUAGUUGUGUUUUAGAGAGCAGCCUUGGGUCUAUUCCUAUUGCUGGUGGUGAAGGGUUUUGUGCUUGGAGAGUGCCCUUCCUGCCUUGGCCCCUCCCUUUCCAAAAUGAAGGGGUGCACCUGGGUAUUUGUGGCAACUUUACUUUGUCAGCAGUUUUGCCUCUUCAGAGUUACAGCAGCAAAGAGAGAACGGAAGAUGAAGAAAGAGCCUAAUCAGUACACAGAGCCCUUCAAUGCCACCCUCUCCAACAGCGAGGAGCUGCACGGGCAUCCCAAGAUCCUAGAAUCUCCAGAUCCUCGAAUCACAGACCCACGACGGACCUGGAUCUCCUUUGUUCACCGCCCAGAUGAUGGCAACAACUCUAAAAGGAAAUGCAAAGGCAAAGACAAGAAACUACGUGGCCUUGUUGGGCCCCCAGGACCUCCUGGUCCCCAGGGGCCUCCAGGAGCACCUGGUGCUGAAGUCACCCGGGAAGUCCUUCUGCAGGAGUUUAAGGAGAUACUGAAAGAAGCCAUUGAGCGCCGAGCAUCCCUGGCUAUUUCAGCCCAUCCCAGCCAGCUGCCUCCCCUCCUGCUCUCCUUGGAGGAAGUUUCAGCCCACAGACGUGUCGAGGAGGCAUUCCACUGCAAGCUAAAAGGCCAAGUCGUUGUAGACAAGAAGACCCUGGUGGAACUUCAGAAUUUCCAGUCGCCUCUGGCCAAAGGCGCUUUCCUCCGGGGGACAGGAUUGAACCUGGCAACAGGGCGUUUCACAGCACCCGUGUCCGGCAUCUACCAGUUUUCAGCCAACAUCCAUGUUGAUCACAGUGAGCUCAAGAGUAAAGUCCAGCUCCGAGCCAGAGACAACGUCCGAGUGCUGAUCUGCAUCGAAUCCUUGUGCCACCGAUACACGUCUUUGGAAGUCAUUGCUGGUCUGGAAAGCAACAGCAAGAUCUUCACUAUCUAUGUCCAUGGCUUACUGCAGCUGCAGGCUGGCCAGUACACCUCCAUAUUUGUGGACAACAGUGCUGGAGCCCCCAUCACCAUCCAGAAUGGAUCUGAUUUCAUGGGCAUGUUAAUGGGUGCAUAGCAUCAUCUGCAGCAGGGAAGGAUAUGCAUUAGAGCCUUGCAGUGUAUAUUGGACUGAAGAAACCUUUACUUUGCCUCUUGAAGACUGCUUCCUGUUGGCAUCCUUUUAACCAGGCAAAGAGCCUUUCCCUUCACAGCUACUUCAAGCUUGCUUUCGGAGGCUACUGCUUUUCAAGGUCCACACCAGUUCAUUCAUCAUAAAGAAUACACUUUUAUCAUUCAGAACUGAACUCUGUGAUAUUUAAUUUGUGCUUCACCAGAUGCUCACUGAACAAUAGGCUGAGGUUUGGCAUUUGUUACGUUAGAACACAAUAGCACUUGUAAUCAGUGUGUCUUUUGGGAUUGACUGUGGGGUGCUUGGGUUUGUAAAUGAAGGAUUGAGAGGGGAAGUAAAACAGUGACUAUAUUCUAUGUGUUGGGGAGGAAGGAGACAAGGGUUUGCCAGCAAAACUGCUUUUUACACUCAGCUGUAAAUGGUACAAGCCCUCUCUCGUGUUCAGAAUUGGAUGUAUUGACAAGUAGUAUGUUGAAUUCUCAGACAAUGGCUGCUUCAGAAAUGGGAAUCCAAGGGCUGAACUCUUUAAUUGUGGUUCUUUACAUCUAAGUAUUGCCUUGAUGCGAUUGAUGGAGUGAAUACCUCGCUGCCAGUACAUUUUGGCUUUAUGAAAAGGUAAGGCCAAUGACACCAGUACCACCAGGAACUCCCCUACCUGUGUUCUUAUGUUUUAGUAAGAUACACGUGUGGGUUUGUUAAUGUAUCAAAUGCAUCGCACUGGUUGUCAAAGCCUGGCAAAGGCAGUGGGGAGAGCAGCCUUGGAUCAGGUACGUCAUCUGCUUGGCGCUGGUUCAACUGCAGGGAAACAGUGGCUGGGCCUAUAGGGAGCCUAUGUGAGCUCUGCUUGGGUUAAAGCGCUGACAAAGACCAUCUAAAAGACCAUCCAGUGAAUGUUUCUGGAUGUAAGCAUGUGAGAUCCAGCCCCAAAGUGCUCUGCAUACAGCUCCAGGCUAUAAAGUAAUCUAAAGAGAGUAAAAGGGUGUUGACAUUUCAAGGUGUGGUAACAUCCUUGCUGUUAAAAAAACCCUCUCAUGUAAUGAACCUCUGUAGCUCUCCCUUCCAGCAGACCCCUGGCCCUUGCAUUGAUCCAACUUAGCAUGGUUGUGCCACAGUGUCAUAAAUAGGUGGUAGCAAAGCCCAAAUUGGAGUCCAGAUACUUGUUCUGGAAUGUCUGCAGGGAAUGGAGCACAUCCCUUUGAUCACUGCGUUCCAUCUUUGAUCAACUACAAUACCUUCGUUCAAUGAAAACACACACUGUUGGGGACAGCAGGAGGCAUGAAAACAAUGUCAUCUAUUGCUGGGUCUGCUGUUCAGGUUGAUCAAUCCCUGAUGUCCCUACAAGCUCCAGUAACACUGCUCUUGGAGUUGGUGGUAAGCAAAGAUGUCUUAGCUCAAGAGCUUUAAACCAGGCAUGAAACUGGCUUUUUCAUCUCCAUUAUAAAUACCUAGAGACAGAUCUUUAAGGGUGCUAAAUGGUAUUUUUUUUGUCCUUUGGGAAGAACAUUAAAGUGAUGCCUACGGGAAGAGGAAGGAGAGGGUAUGAUGAGGGUACAGGGAAUAAUCAAGUAGUGCUAUUAUACAAGUACACACGGGUGAAUUUGCUUUCUAAUCAAAGGGAUGUGGCUGUCCUAACUGGGCCUGUAUGACUGUCUAAAAUACAGCAGCUAUCAAUGUCCAUAUAUUCAUUCCUGAUCCACAAUACAUGCCAGAAUUCCUAUGGAUUUUUUUGUGCUACGCUUUGGGGAGAGCAUGCUAUUUAGAGGCACAGCAAGUAGCAACAGUCAUCAUUUCUGGAGCUUCAGGAAGCAAUGUAACACAUGAAUUCAUCACUAAACCCUAUCAAUAAAGAUUGGCUUUGAUGGAGUAAGUGGAGUGAGGGCACACAGCCCCUAUCCCACCAUGUAUUACUGUAUAUUGUACUGUGUAUCUGUAAUAAAUGGGGCUGUUUCCUGCACGACUUGCAGCGACAGAAUCCAAGUGGUGUGACAUGCAGCAUAUGUUGUGUAUCUAUAGGUGGGUUUGAGCCAAGUCUCACUGUUGAGUAAAUCAGAGUUAUAAUAUUUAUUUUGCUGUAGAACUAAAGCUGUUUGUCACACUU